AUGCUCUGGGAGUGCGGGUCGAGAUACUCUAAGUUCAGCAAAGAAGAGUGGGACUCGGUUCUGCUUAACCCUGCUCUAGACAAGCAAAUCCAGGCUGUCCGGCGUGCCCUCGACCGGGCCAGUGGGCUAGACCUGCGGGUCCCGGCGUGGGACCAGCCGGGCAGUAGCAGCUCAUCGCAGGGCUGUGGAGUUGGCCGAUCGGCACAGGCGUGGCUCUCCCGAGCCAUUCAGAGCCUGAGCCCCAAGUUUGCUCGUAAGUUUCAACAAGGCCCCCCCAGCUCGGGUACAGCUCGUCGAGCCUCCUGUAGUCGUGCCCCUUCUUCCGAGUCUCUGCUUAAGGUACCACCUGUCCAGAAGAAGCGAGCCGGAAGUGCGGCACGCCCAAGCUCAUUGCCGUCGGGUGAAUCAAAGCGUACAAGUGGAGUUUCUAAACAGCGGAGAUGCAGGGCACCCACUGCACCCAUAACAGACCCUCAUCCCUCUUCAUGCACUAGUGAGCCUGAUAAGCAGCACUCUGCAUUGCUUGAUGCUCCUUCUACUGCUGGUCCUGCGACAUCACAGUCUUGUGAGGAAGCUGCAUGUCUCGAUGCACACAGUGCUGCACCUAGCAGGUCGGAGGCAUACGGUGUAGUACGUCUACGUGAAGUUCUAGCAGUGCUGCGGAGUGAUAUCAGCUCAGAAGAGAAGCUGUUGGCCAUCAAGCAGGGUCAUGACCGUUGGCUGGCAUUAGGCUCGCCCAUGGGGGACGUGUCAAGGCCGCGUCCUGGGUCCCAGCAUGGUGCUGAGAGCCAGCACAUGCGGCGCAGUCUUCACAAGCUUCAGGACAUGAAGCAAUUGGGUCCCAUCCUGGAAUUGCCCAAGGAUCUUCCCAGAGCUGCCUGCAAUGUCAUAACAGUUGACAUGUCUUUGGUGGAGCGAACGGGUCAGAAGAAAGUGAUAACGACAGGAGCAGAAACACCACCGAAGUCACCAACAUCUGUGCAAGACUGGGUGAAUUCACUUCCAGCUGAUGAGCCACAUAGGGAGGAGUCAAGCAACAUACAGCCAGUUGAACUACCGUCUAUGCUGCACCAGGAUAGUGGCUAUCAGAGCCACCUGGAAUGCCCUACGUUGGAAGCUCCCAUCAGUGAGACACAGGAUGACAACCUUAGCCUUGGUGCCGAGGCUCGCACAAUGGAUGAUGCGUCACUACUCCAGCCCAAGUCUGCCCAGUCAAGUUCAGGGAAGGCCAUGUUGGCAGAACUGCGAAGCAAACAGAGCAGCUUCAACUCUGAAACUUCUGGGUUCUCAACUAUUUCAAGCAUGUCCAGCGUGGAGUCUUUGCUUGAAGCCCGACGUGAGGAUCCUGAAGAGCUUCUCAUUGCGCUUGGUUUUGGUGGACCUGUGCGGGAUGAGAAUCCAGUCUCGCGCAUUCCUGAGCGCUUCUUGGCACACCCGUCACAAGCUCGGGGCGUUGAUAUGCGCCGUUUUGUCACGCACCAGGAGCAGCUGAGUCAGCGGCAUGAAGCCGGCCUUCCAGCUCCAGUGCAUCAGUCCAGUCCACCUUCUGCAAUCAGCUCCAAGAUUAUUGAAGCUAUGGAGCAGAACCAAAAGACUCGAUCUUUUUCUGCCACUGCAAAGUUGGCACGAACCAGCAGCCUCUUGCUCAGCAGUGCUAGCAGAGGCAGCUCCGACAGCAUUUUGGAGCCAGCUAAUCGAGAGUUUCUAGAGCGGCAGGGGGCUGAAGACAAAAUGUCUGGUCACAAGAGGCUUGUCCUGGGGCACCAGACUUUCAGCUUUGAUCUUGAAUCUGGCCUUAUGCUUCUCACGUCUGAACGUCGUCGUAUGCGUUGGCGUUGGCGGCGUGCUGUGCGCAUCAUCCUUGACAAGAGACAAGGGGCGCAUGUGGUCGAAUUAGGCAAAAUGCAAGAGGACAGUGAGCACCCACUGGCAAGCUUGGAUGGCCCAUCUGGUGACUCAGGGCUCGGAGAACUGAUCAGUGUGAAUGGUGGCAGUGUGGACUCUACUUCAUGUGACCUCAAUGCCUCCAACAACAAUGGUCACAAAAACUUACCUGAAAAGGAGCAGGUGUCGGUUGCUCCUGAUGAUGAAGGGGAUGUUGACGUUUUGCCCACAGAGCGUCACAAAAGGCCACUACUCUACAGGCAGUCAACUAUAACGGAAGAAGUUGCAUCACCCCAGCCAGGAAAUCUCUUGGACUCUAGCAACCAGGAUGGCAGUGAGGAAUCAGGGGAGCACACACUUACUGAGCUUUCGGAUUUGCAUCGAGCUCUACGAGAGUACAAAGCAAAGCACUUGCGGUGUGGGAGUUCACUUGUUGGUCUGGUGCGAAAAACACAAGAAACAGCGCCUGAUCUUGAAGCCAUUUGGCAGCUACGAGAAGCAAUAUCACAAGAAGUGAAACGAGCGGAUAGCAUGCUUUCCUCACACGAGAUGGCAGCUUUGCUGUCUCAGCCUUGCACGGAUUGUGUGAACUAUACUCUGCUGAAAGAAAAGCUGUCCGAGCUCCUGAGCCUGCAGAAAGAUUUGUGUUCUCGGAUUUUGCAGAUACUUGAGCAAGGAGGUGAUUAAAGCUCCAAAGGGCACACAACAUGGUUGCUGCAUUUGUUCAUUUUGUUGCCGUUAAUUCUUUAGCGCAACCAUUAGGGUGCAGGUAUUCCAUGUCUGCUUGUUUUGCCUUUUAGCAAUUUUCCAAAUUUGCACUGACUAUUGGCAUAAGUAUCCUUCGUAGAAUGUGAAGCAGUCCAAGGUGUCCGUCUCGGCCUAGUCACUUUGCAUGACUUACUACUAAUCCGUUGUGUCCAGAGGCAUCUCAGUUGCAUACUGCUUAAAACUUUUACUGAUUGUAGUGUGAUUACAUCUACAUCUUUCGUGAUGUUUGGGCUAGUCAGUAUUUUUCCACAUGUGCACAAGCUUAGAGACUUCAUAGUGCCCAAGCAUCAGUGCCUGUUUGUUAUUGGAUCACUAUAUUUUAACCUUUGCUUGUGAUAACAUUUCAUCUCAGCAGGUGUGAUCCACUGGGGCCAGCCACAGAACUAGCAUUUUACAUGUUGUUAUAAAGCAGAGUAUUGUCUACUACAGAUAUUUAUGCUUCCAGUAUUUAUAUUUGUUAUGUGCACAACAUGUUGUGGCUGUUGUAAAAAUGGAAAAGAGCUCGUCACUUGUUUCAGAUACAUAGGUAUGUCACAGGCUUACGUUGUAAGUACCCCGUGUAUUAUAUUGCCAUAGCUCUAGCUGUGGUUUGAAAGGCAGAGAAGUAAAUAUUAUGAAAAGCCUUGCUGCAGAGCUUGAUCAAAAUACAAAUCUGUAGCACCACAUGGAACAGCUGUAGGGAGUGCAAUGUCUUCUUUCCAAUGUUACGGCUGUUUUCAGCUUUGAUAUUUAGAGGACAGGGUAUGCUGUAAGGGCUGAAUUCAUUCAUGUACAUGGUUUCCUUACUAUUGUAUUUUUGUAGAAUUAUUAUCAGUGGUACCAUUUCUUAGGAGGGAUGUUAUAUUUUGUGUGUAUAAAGCUCAGUUCAAUGUUUAUAUGUAUAUAAGGUUUAUGUUGGUUGCAAGCUUUAUAGAGCACUUUGCGUUACACUGUCAUUCCCUGAAGAUUUAGCUUCACAGUGUUGAAUUUUGUUGCACCUCCCACAUGAAAGUGUGUCAUUACGAGGUUUUAUGUUUCAAGGUUUCUAACUCCUGGUAGCUUUUAUUGAGACAAGUACUGAACAGCUUAUUUUGUUUGAUUCAAUUCUGGCAAAUUGUGUUCUUUGCCCUGGCCGGUUUCUUUAGCAAAUGAGCUUGUGUUACCAGGAAGGUAGGACAAAAACUUUUUUUGUGCAGGAACAGAGAACAAUAAAGGCUAUGAUGUA
This is a messenger RNA of Dermacentor albipictus, 3856 nucleotides long. RefSeq names its product Ki-ras-induced actin-interacting protein-IP3R-interacting domain olf186-M (gene olf186-M). Gene Ontology annotation, molecular function: signaling receptor binding. Lineage: Eukaryota; Metazoa; Arthropoda; Arachnida; Ixodida; Ixodidae. The record is from RefSeq and is a predicted model, not a curated record.